CCUCCCGCCCCAGCUCGCUGCCCAGUUGCCCCCGCUUCCCAGACGUGGAAGGAAUAAACGAAGGCUAUGGUUUGUCCGAAUUCGUAAGCGGUCUUCCAUUACUCAUUGCAACCCCCCAACUUGACUGCCCGGGGUAGACAGCGGUUGCCAUGAAACCCCUCCCUGGCAUGCUCGAUGGACGAGCCAAGAACAAACCUGGCUCCGUCGGAAUUCUUGUCUCCGGUGUCGAAGCUCGAAUUCUUCGUCCCGACGGGUCUCUCGCAGGUCCCAACGAGGCGGGUGAACUCCUUGUACGCGAGGGCACUGUGGUGUUGGGAUACAAGGGAAAUACCAAGGCGACGCGGGAAACUUUCAUCGAUGGGUGGCUGCGUACGGGCAACCAGAUGCGGAUCGACGAGGACGGAGUGCUUUUCUUUGAGGACCGCACUCUACAGAUCUGGUUCACGGUUACUGUAAUUCAUUAGCUUGGCUUGGAUAUCCUGAUGAACGUGAUUGAUUUCUUCGAGUUACCGGUUGGUCCCUCUGGCCGACGUGACUGCCUUGUCAUCUCACUUGACACUGGCGUCAACGCUUUUCAUGAUCCGUUGGACUGGUCAGCGCUGCGUUCUGGAGAGAACUGAGGAAACCGAUGAUGUCGUCGUUGUCUCCAUGGUGUACAUGCGUGC
Suillus clintonianus is the source of this 665-nucleotide messenger RNA. RefSeq lists its product as uncharacterized. The transcript has 3 exons. The record is from RefSeq and is a predicted model, not a curated record. Gene Ontology annotation, molecular function: CoA-ligase activity. NCBI's taxonomy places the organism in Eukaryota, Fungi, Basidiomycota, Agaricomycetes, Boletales, Suillaceae. The coding region runs from base 150 to 464 and encodes 104 amino acids.